Messenger RNA from Drosophila takahashii, 5057 nucleotides. It is a transcript of the gene Gyf, whose product is annotated as GIGYF family protein Gyf. Gene Ontology annotation, cellular component: cytosol. Lineage: Eukaryota; Metazoa; Arthropoda; Insecta; Diptera; Drosophilidae. Gene Ontology annotation, molecular function: protein binding. The record is from RefSeq and is a predicted model, not a curated record.
AAAUUAGAGAGUGUCAAGUAAUUCGGAAAGCGGCCACACUAGUUACGACUUCAUAUUGUAUUGGAUUGGUAUUGGUAUUUUACUAUAAUAUCUCAGAGCGUCAGCAUAACAUUGAACAAGAGGCUACUGAAAAUGACAGAUUCGAUGAAAUUUGGUCCGGAAUGGUUGCGCAAUAUGUCAGCCGAGCCCUCGGGCUCUCCCAGUACUUACAACGUCGGUGCUGGAGGCCCAAAUAGCUCGAUGGCAGCGCACAGCCUGGGCAACAACACGACAGGCUCUGCUUCGCGAAAUCUAUUUCCAGAAUACCGGUACGGUCGCGAGGAAAUGCUGUCCUUGUUCGAUCGCAACUGUAUGCUGCCGCAGAUCCUGCCUUCGUUCAAAAAGCUCUUUGUGGAGAAGGUCCAGUACCCACUUGCCCUGACACCGAGCUCAGAGGAGGACAGCAACCAGAAUCUACUUGGAAAUAGCUCGCGGCCGGCCUGGUUGCAGCGCUCGUCCGGUGGAUUUGGUACUGCCUCCCGAGGCACUGGACGUGGUGGGACAGUCGACCGGGGGCGAAUGCGCGGCAAAUCUGUCUAUCAUCCGAUAUACCAACGUCCAAGUGGUCUCUACGAUGAGGGCUUAUCGGUAAUAUCCAUCAAGGCCGAACGCACUUGGAGCGACCGCAACGGAACAGGAGAUUCAGCAGUGGCCAACACCUCUACAAGUGGCCCAGGUGCCCUAGAUUGGAAUGGGACUCCAGGCUCAAGUCCUCGGAAAGACUUUUCCAGUCAUCAUCGCAACAUGGAGAACUGGCGACGAACCCGUAACGAAGACGGAUCCGGAGACGGUCCAGUUGCCAGUGGUUCCAUUAGUGGCCCUGAUAUAGCUGGUUGGAGGAGCGGUGGUGGCGGAGGAAGUACUAAUACAAGUUUUGGUACCAACAGUCAGCGCUGGGGGAGGUCUACGAGUUGGCGCGAUGAAGAUGCUAGCGUCGACAAUCAAACUAGUUUGCAACGUUCAAUUUCAACGGUUGGGACUGUGGGCCCAGAUCGAGAGCGCCCUGGUAACAGUAAAGGAUCUGGAAUGGGAGCUGGAGUGGCGGUAGGAAGCACAUCCAACCCUUCUGUACGCUUGUCAAAUUCUAAGUCCUCUCAAAUGUGGACUGUCAACAAUGCAGUUGGUGAUGGCGACGACAAUCUUCCUGAAUGGGCUAUGGAAAAUCCGUCAGAACUAGGUGGCAGCUUUGAUGCUAGUGGGGCCUUUCAUGGUGAUACCGAUCCUCAAAGUAGCAAAAGUUCACAUAAUGCUUUAAAGGAUAAAGGCUUGAACUCUGAUCAGAAUUCACCUAAAUCUAAAAGUGAAGAGCCUACUGAUAGAGAAAGUAUCAACGAUAAUACUUCUGAGGCCCCAUUAAAGAAAAAUUCGCCUAUAGUCGCUGCACAAGAAGCCAACGACAACAGUUUAUCUCCAACAAACCCAACGACAACAAAAAUAGAUGUGAUUCAUGGGGAUAUUUCAGAUCGAAUUAAAGAAGUCGCCGAUGAAGUGGAAAAACUUAUAACGGAAGAUGAUAAUAAAAGCUCAGCGAAUCCCAGCCAGCUUCAAAGUGAAAGCGGUCGGUUUCCUGGUGCGCUGCCAAGCCUGACAGAUAUUGAGUUAAGCAUGAAGCCGAAUUCUGUGAAUGUUACAGCAGCGCGCCCGCAAGCACCUCCCUCCAUGCCUAUACAAAUGGCUACCAUUUCAGAUGCAGCUCACCCAUCCCACUCGCAUCCAGAUAUUCCGUUUUCAAACCACGUGGCUCUUCAGCACCAUAACAUGCAUCACCAACCACAUUUUUCAAUGAUUCCCACGCCACAUUUGAUCAAUCCAAAUCUGAAUGAACUCUGGUUUUACCGAGAUCCCCAGGCCAACGUCCAGGGCCCAUUCAGUGCGAUGGAGAUGACCGAAUGGUAUCGUGCUGGGUACUUUAAUGAGAACCUUUUCGUGCGACGAUUCUCCGACAAUAGGUUUAGACCGUUGGGCGAGCUUAUAAAGUUUUGCCAUGGGAACAUGCCAUUUACGCACAGCCAUUUACUUCCUUCGCCAAUAGACCUAGAGAACCUUCCUGUUGGACAGAUACCGGCUACUCUUUCAGCGGCAAUUCCAAUUACGCCCCGGAAGCCCUCCCCCAUUGCUCUCUCGCUGUCUGUUGUAGAACAGCAGUUGCAACAACAAAGAGAUGAUCAACUAAAGGCAAAUGUAACAGCCGCCGCAGAAUCCCUAAGUGCAGCAAUUAAAGGAAAUUUGGGCGGAAAUACCACUACGUCUCAUAUGCUUACAAUGCGAUUUCAGAUGCUACAGGAUCAAUACUUACAGCACCAGGAAUACCAAAUACUGGCAGAGCUAUCCAAAAACGAAUGCUUUCAACGGCUUGCGGCUGUUGAACGAGAGGCGGUUGUCCGCCGGAAAGUUCAAUUGCUUGUUCUACCUGAGUAUCUAACCAGUUUAAAUGGACUAAGCAACUCGCUUUCGGUAUUGAAUCCUGUUGCCGGGCGCCAGUUAUAUAGUGCAGUUGCUGAACAGGCUAAGAAGGAUCAGCAGCAUAUGUUCGCAAACAGCAACGAACAGCAACGCUCAGUGGGUAAUCUACUAGAUGCCAAUAAUUUCAUACUGAAUGCUCAAAUUAUGCAUCAGCAAGCGCAACCAGUGGUUGUCCCCUUGGUAGCAUCCGUCGAUUGUGUUUUGCAAAGUGGAUCUGCAGGCGACCUCAAUAAACUAGAUGAGCUGCCCAGAAAUGACUUGGACAUACUAAAUGAAUACAACUUGCGAAUGUUGUUGCGUGGCCAACCAACAGUUAACCAACAGCAACAACCAUCGCUGCCAAAUUCUACUAACGAAAAUCUUUCUGGAGCGGAUUUUAUAACUGAAACCCAAUUGCUAGCGGGACAAAACUUGAUGAUUCCAAUGUGGUUACCGCCUAACAAGCAACAGCAACCUGAUCAACAAUGGCCUGGAAUGACUAACGAGAAGACAACUCUGUGGGAAGUGGCCAACUUAAAUGAAGAGCAAAUUGAAGAACAACAACUUUUAUUGCUCAAGAGCCCGCAAAGCUGCUUUGCAGAUACAGUGCAUUCAGUGCCAACACCCCCACAAUCGCAAGUUCGAUCAGAAGAUAAUUUUAAACAGGUCAGUUUAGCAGAAUCAGAUCCGCCCCAGAUUAUUGACAAUCUUAAGGACUCACAUAAUCAAAAGACUGUUCAAUCCUUUGCUUCCGACAUUGAACAGUAUCAAAAUAAGGAACAACAUCCACAUCAGCAACAGGCCAAGACCAAUAACAAGCACCAUUUGAAUGUAAGACAGAGUGUUCCACAGUCUGUACCCAUAAAGCAAAUAAAUGAAGAUGACCGCAAACGAGAGCAGACAGAAGAAAAGAAGCGGCAGAAGGAGGAGCGCAAGCGCCAGCAGAUGGAAGAAGAAAAACGUCGAGCUGUGCUGGAAUCCGAAGAAAGAGCCCGUCAAAUGCAAGAGGAAAAAGAAAGACAACAGCAAAUACAAGCACAGCGUCGAAAGGCAUUAUUAGGCAAUGGGCAGUCUCAAGGUACAAUGACAGCUACUUCCGGGUCUCCUCAAAGCAAUAAAAACGACGCUGUCAAGUCGCCUGAACCGCAAUCAACUUCGCGUUUACCCGCCUCUUCCGUAGCGCCAUGGUCUCUCCAAUCACCGAAUUCAAACAGCACUGCGCCUGGACUGGCAGAGAUUCAAAAAGCUGAACGUCGGGAGCGUCGUGCAGACCAGCAGCGACAUCAGGAGCUACUGGAUAAGCAAUUGCGUGCUAACGCUGCGGCUGCCGCUGAAGCUAACGAUGCUUUGCUAAAAUGGCAGGCAGCACCAGCGUCGGCUCCGGUAAUGAGCCUUGCCGAAAUUCAAGCUGAGGAGGCCAAGCGGUUGGCCAAUGAACUUGUGGAUCAGCAGCGUCGACGUGAACUGGAGCAACACCAAAAUGCUACCCUACCAUCAGCCGUUGUAGGGUCAAGUGGAACUACCAACAUCUGGGGCAGCGCUAAUAAGGCUUGGAGUGGUUCGUCGGUUGCUUCAUCACUCCCAUUGAGAUCAAACACCGGAACUGGUUUGUGGGACGAGCCAAACGCAUCAGGUACUAAUCAAACUUUGUAUGGAUCUGGAUCAAGCAGUAGCAAUACCGUUACUGCGGCGGCUGUUUUGGUAGCUGGACUAAACUCGGCGAAUAAAACCCAUCAGCAAACUCAGAAUAAGUCGGGAACUUCAUUUGCAUCGCCUCGAAACUUACGCAAGAGUCAAACAUUGCCAGCCAUACAUAACGCAGGAAAAACGACUAAAAAUGCACCAGGACAACAACAGCAAGAAAAACAAAAAAUAACCACGGUUCGUGCGGGUUCGAAAGUUGCUGUUGCCUCUGUAGAUGAUAAGGAUAAGGAGAAAAAGUCUAAUGUGAAAAGCCAGGUGCAGCAAGUUGCGGAUCAGACCAUUAGUAAGGUUAAUGAGUACGAGAACGAGUUUACAAGCUGGUGUAUGAAGAGCCUAGAUAACAUGUCGGCCAAAGUGGAUGUACCAACGUUCGUCGCCUUUUUGCAGGAUUUGGAAGCACCUUAUGAGGUUAAGGACUAUGUGCGUAUAUAUCUUGGUGAGGGAAAAGAGUCUUUGGAUUUCUCCAAGCAGUUUUUGGAACGGCGCAGCAAAUACAAGAGCUUGCAACGUGCCCAAAAUGCACACAAUGAUGAUAUGUGCAAACCGGCUCCCGCCAUAACACCGUCGGCAAACGACUAUACUGACAGCAAGAACAAGCAGAAAAAAGUUAAGAAGAAUAAGAUGACUAAAAUGGACGCCCGCAUUCUUGGGUUUUCGGUCACAGCCGCCGAGGGUCGCAUUAAUGUUGGCGUUCGUGACUAUGUCGAAGGACCAUAACCACUCCGGAAAGGCCAACGACAACCUCAAAUUUUAUAUAAAAUUACAAAUCUUAUAAACUGCAAAAUUGAAUUAAACGUUAGGUCACAAAUGGAUGUGCGCUAAACCCUGAUAUACCUAAAUAAAUAUAUAUAAAUAUAUAUAUACACAAUCAA